AUGAGCGUUUGGGGGGCUGAGUCUGAAACAGGAACGGCCAUCUAUGAUACGUACCUGCACCCCGUCUACGGCGUCAUCGGCUUCGUGGGCGAGUUGUUCCUGUGGGGCGGGGCGGGCGGCGCUGCCUUCCACUUCGCCAGGGGGCUCCGCGCCGCGCCCAGCGGCGCCGCCUGCGCGAACGCGCCCCGCGUCACCGGCACGUUCGCCGCCUACUGCGCCGCGUUCUCCGCCGUCGAGACCGCCGUGUCCCGCGCGCGCGGCAGUGAGGGCUUGUGGUGCUCUGGUGGCGCCGCCGUCUGGGGCCUGCGCGGCAUGCGGCGGGGCGGCGCCCCGGCCGCCGCGGGAGGCGCGCUCCUCGGCGCUGCGGUCCCUCUCGCGCUCUACGUCAUCGAUCACGCUGGCAUGGUGUGGCAAAGCCGCCGCGCUGACGCUGACUCCGUCCUCCUCCAGAAGCGGAUGAUGGCUCGUGGCCAGCCAACGCCCGUAGCCAUCGCCGCGAGCCGGACGGGCAGCUCGCACCGCCGAGGAGCCCACAUCUGA
Messenger RNA from Panicum virgatum (switchgrass), 540 nucleotides. Its product is annotated as mitochondrial import inner membrane translocase subunit TIM17-3-like. Gene Ontology annotation, molecular function: transmembrane protein transporter activity. The record is from RefSeq and is a predicted model, not a curated record. Lineage: Eukaryota; Viridiplantae; Streptophyta; Magnoliopsida; Poales; Poaceae. The transcript has a single exon. Gene Ontology annotation, biological process: protein import into mitochondrial matrix. Gene Ontology annotation, cellular component: mitochondrial inner membrane; TIM23 mitochondrial import inner membrane translocase complex. Bases 1 to 540 code for a protein of 179 amino acids.